Molecule: messenger RNA, 1458 nt
Organism: Schizophyllum commune H4-8
Lineage: Eukaryota; Fungi; Basidiomycota; Agaricomycetes; Agaricales; Schizophyllaceae
Product: SHQ1-domain-containing protein
Exons: 5
Coding region: 1-1458 (485 amino acids)
Biological process (GO): box H/ACA snoRNP assembly
Cellular component (GO): cytoplasm; nucleoplasm
Source: RefSeq, a predicted model, not a curated record
AUGAUCACACCGCGAUUUUCAUGCGAUCAAACCGACGAGCAUGUCAUCGUGAAGGUGUACUGCCCAGCCAUACGUGCUUCCGACGUCGACAUUCAUGUCGAUGACACCCUGCUCACAAUUCACAUCAAUCCCUAUUUCUUACGUCUGAACUUCCCUCAUCCUGUAUCUGAGGAAGAUGGAUCUGCUGCAAGAUAUGAUGCGGGCGCUGGCUUCCUCUACGUGACUCUCAAUAAGCAAGUGAAGGGCCAGGAAUUCAAGGAUCUCGAUUUGCUCUCCAAACUGCUCGCGCCUCGGCCGACUCAGGCGCAACCACCUGCUAUCGAGGUCAUCUCCUCGCAAGCUGCGGACACAGCCCGCGCGGAUGACGAUGUGGACCGCUUGUCAUCCCAAGCAGAGCGUCUGACGCUGGAGCAAGACGAGUUCCUCCAAGCGGAAGAGAAUGAAUGGCAGUACCCGCAGACGGUACCGGAGCCUCUUGACAGCCUAAAUAUCAGGCCGGAGAAACCCUACGGCUUCCUCAAUAUGUACUCCGGGUACUUGACGCAUGUCGCGCUUACCGAGAACGAGGUCAACGAAUUGGGUGCUGAUGCGGAGACGAUGACACCGCAGAUGCGGCGGGAGAGGCGUAUAGCCCACGAGAACGAGAAGUGGGACGAAGAGCACUAUAUGGCUGACUACGCAGACGACGAGUACAUUCAGGAGCUUCUGCAGUGGCGACCUCCGUACACAUCGGAGACGGUAGAUGAGUUCACAGAGGAUGAGAAGAUGAUGAUGCUUCGCCUCCCCCGGAAAGAAUCGACACAGCAGGAGACGGACCAGCUGUAUGCGACGCUGAUAACCAUUCUAUUCGCAUACGCAUACGAAGCCCGCACCACACAAAUAGAGCCUACACCGGAGAGCGCUUGGACGUUGUGUAGCCUCACGCCGGCCUUUUCUGCGCUUGACCCGUCUCCAUACGCUCCUGGACCCCCUUUGUCCUCCGAGAACCUCGCCACAGCUCUUGUGCCGUCUUACCGACGUACCCUCAGCUUCCCGCUCUAUCGCUCCUUCGCGCUCGCCGAAGCCUGCCGCGCGGACGUUGCCUCGCUGCUUGCACGCGGUAAACGCACCGUCCUGCGCUCCCUACUGGCCACGAAGCGCAUCCUCGACCGUCACGAGGUUUAUUACCUUUACAGCAAACUCUGGCUCGAUGACUUUUGCGUAUGGGUCCAAGGCUACGCGAGGUAUGCCUUUCCUAUUGUCUUUCAACGGUACAAACCCAAUCUAAUCCCCGUGAGUAGAGAUGAUACUCUUAUGGACCUCGGGACCCGCCUUGGCACCCUCAAGGUCCGCAAAGACGAUCUGGGGUGGGAUUUGGAAGCAUUGGAAGAAGCCGCGCGGGCUGCUUUGAACGGGGAAGCGGCGUCGGAUAGCGACGACGAGUCGGAGGACGAUGCGAAUGGCCCGACCCAGCUGUAG